UUUAAUCUAAGAUUGUUUUAUGGGCUUCUAAUACAUAAUCUUCUACCCCAAUAAUUGUGUCUUCAUCUUCUCGGGAUAGUUAGCCACAGAUGUGGCCGUCGUACUGAUCCGAUUUCUCACACCGGCAUGGAGGUCCCGAUGAGUACGAUUAUCACUUUCCAAUCUCUGGUGAAAGUUGUGGUCGUCCCUCGUCCGUAUCGAUUCACUUGCAGCUCUUCUCACACCGUUACGAAACGCUACCGGAUUCAAUCAUUGUCAUUAAAGUUCUAAUUUAAUUCUCAUCUCUGAGCUCCUCUUUCCAUGAUUUCACAUUCAAUUAGCAGUGAAUCUGCAACUAUAAAUAUGAGGCACUGUGAUGUGAAAGAUGGUGGACUCAUCAAAGACAUAAGUCAUGAGAAGAAACAUAUGAAGCAGUUUCUCAUCAAGGAAUGUCGACGUUGCUUUGACACCUCACCAAAAAGAGCUGAUGAGCUUUUGAGAAACAUGGCGAGAGUAGAGAUACCAAUAAUAAUAUCCCUCCAAAUGUUUUAUUACAACCUCAGAUGGGUAAUGAGUUCAAUAUCACCAUCCACAUCAGCAACAUCAAUGGUUUAUCCAUAUCUGGUUUUUGAGAUGCAACAACUGGUUACUGGUGUCUCCAGUGUCUAUGAUUAUGAAAGGAUUUUGCACUACAGAACAAGCCUAUGGGAGGACCAACAAGGGGUCCUCAAUGAGAUAUCGUUGAGAAGUAUCUUAACUUGGACAUAUAAGAGGCUGAUGAAUUAACAGAUAAUCUGCCAGUACGUUGAGGAGCUAGGAAAUAUGGUUAGAAUGAAGGAGAAGGCAUAAACAAACUUUUGUGCUUAGUGUCUGUUUAUUUGUUGCUUAGUAUUACAAAAUGCAAUAUCUAUGUGAUGAACAAUCUUAGACUCAUGAAUUAGAGAAGAAGUUAUUAAGCGUAGAAGAAUAAAACAAAGAACUUUGAAGGUUA
Brassica napus (rape) is the source of this 970-nucleotide messenger RNA. RefSeq lists its product as uncharacterized. The record is from RefSeq and is a predicted model, not a curated record. The coding region runs from base 301 to 765 and encodes 154 amino acids. Lineage: Eukaryota; Viridiplantae; Streptophyta; Magnoliopsida; Brassicales; Brassicaceae. The transcript has 4 exons.